Molecule: messenger RNA, 2476 nt
Organism: Epinephelus lanceolatus (giant grouper)
Lineage: Eukaryota; Metazoa; Chordata; Actinopteri; Perciformes; Serranidae
Gene: znf385d
Product: zinc finger protein 385D
Cellular component (GO): nucleus
Molecular function (GO): zinc ion binding; nucleic acid binding
Source: RefSeq, a predicted model, not a curated record
GACAGGCAGGAGAGGACCAGUACGAGGAGAGAGAGGGAGAGAGAGGCAGAUACGGAGGUCCACAGACAGCAGCGGCGUGUAGAGUGCAGCAUGCAGACUGGCCAUUGACGCUGCAGUUGGAUUGAACACACACAUGCACAGACACACACACCCCUGAGGAGUGUAUGAGACAUGCCCAGGCUGCUGUCCAUGGACACACACACACUGGCAGGGCACCAGAGAGGAAAUACAGCAGACCCCAGAGCCUGAGGAGCUAUGGAGAGCAGCAUGUUUUUUGGUAACACAUGUCAAAAUGGCCUCAUGCCCGCCCUGGUGCGUCCCACCCUGCCCGCCAUCCAGACCUCACUGGGCAUGAAGCAGUUUCUCCCGUUUCCAUUGGAUACGGCCUCAGCAGUGAGCCUCUUCCCAGGAUUCAACACGAUGGACCCCGUGCAGAAAGCCGUCCUCCAUCACACCCUCGGCCUCCCUCCCACUGCAAAGAGGAAGCACGUCUCCUGCAGCGUCUGCCAGCUGAGGUUCAACUCACAGAGCCAGGCCUUGGCCCACUACAAGGGGACCAAACAUGCCAAGAAGCUAAAAGCCCUGGAUGCUCCGAAGAGUAAGCUCAAAGGCUCAGUGGUCACCAAGGAGACCGCCAACCAGGAGAUCGCCAAGGGCAUCAACACCUCGCAGGUCCCCAACGGCACCGACAGGAAAGAUGGCGUUCCUGGAGCAGUGCCCCUACCGCUCUCCCCUGUGCUCAGACCAGCACUGCCCUUGGCAUCCCUGACGACCCUCACGCCGCCAACUCCGGCACCUGCGGCCUCACCGAUAGUCCCGAGCACCACGGCGGCCACAGCCUCAGAGACUACCUCAGCUGCUGGAGGAGACUCAACUCUCAACUCACCCUCAGAACCAGACGUGGAGCCUGAGGCCGAAACCGAGGCGGAGAUGGACGCGGAAACUGAGGAGGAGAAAGCUCGACGUCUUCUGUACUGCUCGUUGUGCAAAGUGGCGGUCAACUCGGCGUCGCAGCUCGAGGCUCACAACAGUGGUACGAAGCACAAGACGAUGCUCGAGGCCAGGACCGGCGUGGGCUCCAUCAAGUCCUUCCCCCGGCCGGGAGUCAAAAGCAAACUGGCUACAACCACCAAGUCGUCAACGGGCCUGCAGAACAAAACGUUUUACUGUGAGACGUGUGAUGUGCAUGUGAACUCAGAGACUCAGCUAAAACAGCACAUCAGCAGCCGGCGUCAUAAAGACCGAGCAGCAGGUAAACCAGCCAAACCUAAAUACAGCCCCUACAGCAAACCGCAGAAAGGCCAGACCAAGCAGCCGCUAAAGCUGUCCCUGGGUAAGGAGCGCCAGUGUCCACCUCUGACCACGCAGAUCAUACCUGCUCACCUGGCGGCAGUGGCAGCAGCCGCCGCCAUCGGCAACACAUUCACACACCGCACAAACCACGCCACUACCCACGCCCCGACCCCCACUCUCUUCCAGACACAGACCCUCACCGCUGCACUGCUCCGCCCGGCCCCCGGGCCUGUCAGGACCUCCCACCCACAAGUCCUAUUUGCCCCUUACUGACCUGUUUGACCCGGGCGGGUCUGCGCCGCCUGUCAAGGACCAAACCAUGUGCUCCACCCUGACCAGGCCAAGGAGUUGUGACAGCAUCUGCGCUCCUUCUAUGCAUCCAGGAACACCUUCUCACCUCUCCUCAUAUGGAUUAUCCCACAUUUAAAGCUGAAGCAGACUGCAGCGCAGCACUGGGCGCUUUCUCAUACUGGAUUUAUUUCUCUAAUCCCACUGAAAACCCGGGCCACAGCAUAACUGCUUUCUGUACCAUCCUGCAGCCCAUGGCUCAUUCUCAGACCCCGGACCCGGACCUACAUUGUACCGCAAUAAUGUAUAAGACUAACCCCGUGAACUAUGCAGUGUCAUUAUUUCAUGAUGCAAGGCACAGUUUGAGCUAAAAUAUGGUAGGGAUAUGCUUUUUGUAAAGAUACAGCGCGGCACUAAGAUCAUUGCUUUAGCGGAGGAUUACUGUCGCUCAUAAUUUAAAAGGCUGUGACUGAUCAUAAGAGCGAGACAAGGCCCUCCUCUGUUCCUGUAUGCACUUUAAGCCCCUCCUCUGUUGAUGUCUACAUUAGAUGGCUAGGCUGUGUUAGAUUGUUAGAGUACGUGUCGUGACGUGUGUUUUUGUAUCUGUCCUCGCAUAUCUGUGUGUGUGCAAGUGUGUACUUCUGCAUGUGUGCUUGUCCAUGUGUGUAUGAGUGUGUGUGCAGUGUGUGUAGGUGUGUGUGUGUGUGUGUGUGUGUGUGUGUUUGUGUGUGAGAAAGAGAGAGCUUCCCAUCCACCAUAAGCCAUUCUAGUUGAUAUCCAGCACACAUUGUCACUGACCGUGUCUCGGGCCAGAGGGACCACAAAGGCUUGUGUAUAUUAACUGUCAGUGUGUAAAAGGUGAACAAUUUCAAAUAAAAAGAGUCCUAAUUUGUUA